This is a messenger RNA of Rhizopus microsporus ATCC 52813, 2268 nucleotides long. Its product is annotated as GTP-binding protein lepa. Gene Ontology annotation, biological process: positive regulation of translation. Gene Ontology annotation, cellular component: mitochondrion. The coding region runs from base 91 to 2064 and encodes 657 amino acids. NCBI's taxonomy places the organism in Eukaryota, Fungi, Mucoromycota, Mucoromycetes, Mucorales, Rhizopodaceae. Gene Ontology annotation, molecular function: GTP binding; mitochondrial ribosome binding; GTPase activity. The transcript has 15 exons. The record is from RefSeq and is a predicted model, not a curated record.
AUGACACAAGCCACGAAUUUCAAAUUAAAAUGUUCAGGGAUUAUUAUUAUUAUUACCAUUGACAUUUCCCCCUCUAGAAAUUCCAACUCAAUGAGCACAGGCUUGCUACUUAGGAGACUACCUGGUCAUUUUCCAACUAAACUAUACAACAAGUCUAGUAUAUUACUUUCAUGCCAUAAGCGAUGGAAUUCGAAAAGCACCACCGAAAAAUUGAAAAGCGCAAACCCGAGUAAGAAUAUUGACUUGACACAUUUUCCAGCAGAAAAUAUUAGAAAUUUUAGUAUUAUUGCGCAUAUUGAUCAUGGAAAGAGCACACUAGCAGAUAGACUAUUAGAAUUCACAAACACGAUAUCAAAGACGGGAUCAAACAAACAAGUACUUGAUAAAUUAAAAGUGGAAAGAGAACGAGGAAUUACGGUGAAAGCACAAACUGUAUCCAUGUUUUAUCAAUAUAAAGGGAAAGAGUACCUGCUAAAUUUAAUUGAUACACCAGGCCAUGUGGAUUUCAGUUAUGAAGUGUCACGUUCCUUGGCGGCAUGUCAAGGUACUAUUCUACUCGUUGAUGCCGCUCAGGGCAUUCAAGCACAGACCGUGGCAAAUUUUUACUUGGCCUAUGGUGAAGGUUUAGAGAUUAUACCCAUACUAAAUAAAAUUGAUCUUCCUGGAGCAGAACCUGAACGAGUGAAACGACAGAUUCAAAGCGCAUUCGAACUAGAUACAUCCUCUAUAUUACAGAUCUCUGCGAAGUCUGGAAUCAACAUUGAUAAAGUAUUACCCAACGUCAUCGAGAAAGUACCACCACCUAUAGGGGAGAUAGAGAAGCCUUUCAGAGCCCUUUUGUUUGACUCAUGGUAUGAUCAAUACGUCGGCGUUGUUUGCAUGCUGGGUGUGAAGGAUGGUGUGAUUCGAAAGGGAGAUAAGAUCAUAUCUGCCCAUUCGGAUACUAAAUAUGAAGUGACAGAGGUUGGCAUUAUGCAUCCAGAGCAAGUGCCUACAGGCUAUCUACAUGCGGGUCAAGUAGGAUACAUUAUCUGUGGUAUGAAGAGUGCCUCUGAAGCGCAUAUUGGCGACACAUUUUAUCAUGUAGGACAAAAGGUAGAUGUCUUGCCUGGCUUUCAGCCUGCACAAUCAAUGGUAUUUGCUGGUAUUUUUCCCGUGGACACGAAUGAUUUCCGUAAAUUAGACGAUAAUAUCAGAAAAUUGACCUUGAAUGACGCAAGUGUGAGUGUACAUAAGGAAACAAGCCAUGCGCUUGGCCAAGGAUGGCGAUUGGGGUUUCUUGGCACGCUACAUAUGGAUGUGUUUAGACAAAGACUAGAAAAUGAAUAUGAUGCCAACAUCAUUGUCACGCAGCCUACUGUACCAUACAAAGUCAUCUACAAGGAUGGUACAUCCAAAUUGGUAAGAAAUCCUUCCGAUUUCCCAGAUAUGGACGAACGAUCACUUAGAGUAUCCAAAUUUCAAGAACCAAUGGUCUUAGCAACCUUGAUCUUUCCUGAUGAAUACAUGGGUAAACUGAUUGAGCUAUGCGGAAGUAGACGAGGUGAACAAUUAGAGUAUACAUAUGUGGAUGAAACACGUGUCAUGAUGAAGUACAGAUUACCACUGGCUGAAAUAGUGACAGAUUUCUAUGAUGAACUCAAAAGCCGAUCGUCAGGUUAUGCCUCGUUUGACUAUGAGGAAGCAGGCUAUGAGGACAGUGAUCUAGUCAAGAUGUCUGUACUCUUAAACUCUAAACCAGUUGAUGCAUUAUCUGUCAUUCUUCAUCGCUCACAAGCAGAGUUUGUUGGUCGUGAUUGGGUCAAACGACUAAAAGAUGUUAUUCAAAAGCAGUUGUUUGAGAUAUCUAUUCAGACUGCUUUAGGUACAAGAAUCAUUGCAAGAGAAACUAUUCCUGCGCUACGAAAGAACGUUACAGCCAAAUGCUAUGGUGGAGAUGUGUCUAGAAAAAUGAAAUUAUUACAAAAGCAAAAGGAAGGCAAGAAGAGAAUGAAGAUGAUCGGCAAUGUGGAGUUACCUCAGAAGGCAUUUUAUGAUUUCAUGGAUAAAAGUAAAAACUCAUAGCGGAAUAACACAUCAUCCGUAAGUUACGUGUCUGUGUGUUGAUUACAUAAUAAUAAAGUUAUUUUAUUAUUAUAAAAAGUAGUUAAACAUAGAGAUAAUAUUAAGUAGUAAAUAAAAUAAAAAAAAGCGUAUGUAUAUAGAAUAGAAUAGAGGGAGGGACAAAGGUGUAUAUGUAUAAAUGUAAAUAUAUAUAUAUAUAUAUAU